Messenger RNA from Limanda limanda (common dab), 1668 nucleotides. It is a transcript of the gene clmnb, whose product is annotated as calmin b. The record is from RefSeq and is a predicted model, not a curated record. Gene Ontology annotation, biological process: nuclear migration. NCBI's taxonomy places the organism in Eukaryota, Metazoa, Chordata, Actinopteri, Pleuronectiformes, Pleuronectidae. Gene Ontology annotation, cellular component: meiotic nuclear membrane microtubule tethering complex; nuclear outer membrane; cytoplasm. Gene Ontology annotation, molecular function: actin filament binding. The transcript is spliced from 12 exons.
AUGAAGUGUGCCAAGCUUCCUCCUCAGACAGAGGGUUUGAGCUGCAGCCUGUCAACAGGGGCUGAGCUGAGUUGUUUCCGAGGGGGAGUGGAGCCAGAGCUGAUCCACACCUCGCAGAUAGGUUCCAGCGUGUUCAGAAAACAUGAGAAUGCAGGACGAGGCCAAGUGGGGCUCUGAAAAGAAACCAAACGGAGAGCCCCAGAUGAGAGGAAAGCGGCGCAGAAGAGAACCUUCACCAGGUGGAUGAAUGGGUUUCUGCACAGGUGUGAUCCUCCGCUUGAGGUGCACGACCUGUUCGCAGACAUUCAGGAUGGCAGGGUACUCAUGGCCCUGCUGGAGGAGCUGACCGGCUGCAAACUGCUUUACCGGUUCAGGUCGUCUUCUCAGCGCAUUUUCCGACUGAACAACAUUUCCAAGGCCCUGGCGUUCCUGGAUGACAGACAUGUGAGUCUGCUUGGAAUUGAUGCCUCCGGUGUUGCUGAUGGCGUCCCCUCUGUUGUUCUUAACCUGGUCUGGAUCAUCAUCCUGCACUUCCAGGUAAAGGAGGUGACCAGAGGCCUCCACACGCAUUUGUCUUCUAGCCUCUCUUCCUUAUCUGCGAGCGGUUCCCCCUCUUCCAGUGACCUCUCUCUCCAGCCAAAUGACGUUGGCAGCUACUCGUGCAAAACCCUGCCAAGCAAAGGCAGGAAUGCUGCCAGGGCGCCAAAGUACCAUGGGAAAGCAAUCAAGUCUCUCCUGCAGUGGGCCCAAAGAUGCACAUCAAAGUUUGGGGUGGAGGUGCAUGACUUUGGGAAGAGCUGGAGAAGUGGGCUCGCAUUCCUCGCCAUGAUUAAGUGCAUAGAGCCGGACCUGGUGGACCUGCGGGAGAGUCUGUCCGAUGAGCCAAGGGAAAACCUUCAGCAGGCCUUCAUGAUAGCCCACCGCAUUUUUGAUAUAACACCUCUACUGGAGCCUGAAGGUGUAAUGUGCUCCUCACCAGAUGAGCAGUCCAUCAUUACCUAUGUGUCUAUGUUCCUGGGGCACUGUACAGGCAAGGAUGAGGAUCAAACAACAGACAUUGGAGUUCCUGAUAUCCCAACUUAUGGUUCCCUUGAGUCAGUGAGAUUCGGAGAAACCCUCGCUGACAACUCAGAAGCCCAAGCUGUGCUCAGAGGUUUGGAGAAGAGCAACGAGCAGCUUCUGUGGAAGCGUUGGGCCAGAAGAUCCCCGGCUGGCACCCGUGCCACCUCGCUCCACUUGAAUGAAUCAGUCACAUCUCACCUCUCCUCCAGCGACGGAGACAUCGUUUCAUCCUGCUGUCGCCAAAGCAUCACUGAGCUGUCUGAAGGCAGUGCUGCCUCCUCACCAUUCAACAAAAAGAGAGGGAGGCAUAGGAGUAUUUUACAGCUGCCCAGUCCUCUAGACGCAGGCGUAGUCAACCCAGACAUUCGGUCCUGGAUGGAGAAAAGCUCGAAUCAGGUUCACGGGAAGUCCAGAGCAGACGAGAGUCGCUUCUCUUUAAGCUCAGAGGAGGGAAUCUACAGUUUGUCAGUGCUGGACUCAGAUGAGGAGGAGGCCUACAGCUACAUCCUGGAUCUGAACAAAGACGUUUUUCAAAGGGUCGAAGAGGAGACAGUGGAAGAAAUCGACGAGGACUCAAAGCAUCUGGAAGCAUGUGACAUAUUUUGA